AUGGCGAGCCAUGGCAUCGUCCCCACCAGCCAGCCAAUGGCGGCAUCUAUGAGCGGAGGUGCCGUGCAACAGCAGCCGCCGCCACCUGAGGAGGCGUUGCCCACGGACGUGGCGACGAUCUUCUCGCAGGAGCCCACCCACGAGGCGGAGGCACGAGACGGGGCAGAAAGUCUGAGCGCGAGCGACAUGGACCUGAAGAGGGCGGAGAUCACGCGUACGUUCUUCCAGACCUUCUUCGAGUACCCCAUCGGGGCCGGCGGGACCCAGCAGCAGCAGCAGCAGGUGGCCGUGGACCUGGUGGACUUCCUCUACGAGAGCCUCGUGCCGGCCCGCUACCGCCAGCGCAAGCAGGAGCGCGCCAAGUACCGCCUCAACGAACUGCGCGACGCCUUCCACAGGGCCACCACCACCACCACCACCACGGCCCCGCCCCCCUCCCCGGCCGACCCGCUCCUCUCCCUCCCGCCCCACCUCCUCCAGCUGCACCGGCAGCACCAGCAGCACCAGCACCAGCAAGCGACCGCUGCCGCCGCGAACGCGUCGAUGCCUUUUGGCGGCGUGGAGGCCUCCUUCCCUCUCUCCCUCCCUCCUCCGCCUGAGCAGCAGCAGCAGCAGCAUCAGCAGCAUCAGCAGCAACAUCACCAGCAUCAGCAUCAGCAGCAACAGCACCAUCACGCCCCCACUGGCGUCGCCGGCGACGCUGCCGGCCCGACAGAGCAGCAGCUAGUCCUCGGCGCUCACUUCCCAACCACAGCGGCGGCGGCGGCUGGCGGCGGUGGUACGAAGCGGAAGCAGGUGUUCGACAAGAAGGCGUGGACGAAGCGCCAGUCGAAUCGUACCUACUGGCUGGGCAUGCGCGGACCGCUCUUCCCGGCUCGCAUGCCCCUGCUGCGCAAGCUGGAGAGCCUCCUCGGCCACCCCCUCUCGCACCUCUCCGAACACACCUUCCGCCUCGCCUGGGAGCGCGAGCAGCAACCGCGCCUCGGCCCCGGCCCCGCAGACGGCGGCGACGGCGGCGGCGGCGGCGUGGCGUCGUCGCCCCUCCAAAGCGAAGACCCCGCCCACGUGUGGUGGAGAGAGGCUGACCGUUCGUUCGUGCACUUUGUGUUCGAUGUGCCCGGCGUGGAGGAGGAGCCCAAGUUCACGUUCAGCAAGGCCACCCGCAGAUGGCGGCUGGAAGGCUAUCGGGCAGAGACGUAUGUGAGCAGCUACCGGGUGCAGCAGCGGUGGCAGGGCAAGUUCUGCGUCCAGGGCACCUUCCCUCCCUCCGUGGACGUGAGCGCCGUGCCCACGACCGCCUUCGCCAGCGGCCUCUACCACGUGCUCCUGGCCGAAUUCGUCGACUGA
Messenger RNA from Acanthamoeba castellanii str. Neff, 1347 nucleotides. RefSeq lists its product as uncharacterized. The transcript is spliced from 5 exons. Bases 1 to 1347 code for a protein of 448 amino acids. Lineage: Eukaryota; Discosea; Longamoebia; Acanthamoebidae. The record is from RefSeq and is a predicted model, not a curated record.